AUGACGAUCUGUACUUAUAACGCACGUACGCUUGCAUCGGAAGCGGCCAUCGAAGAUCUGAUGAUGCAAGCCAAGAAGAUCAAGUACGACGUCAUCGGACUGACCGAGACGAGACGACGUCACCCUCUCAACGCCGUAUAUGAAACUGGAGAAGAACUGUUCUUAGGAACAUGCGACAGUAGAGGUGUUGGUGGAGUUGGCGUCCUCGUCAACACGAGUAUGGCAAAGAACAUCGACUCUUCUGAACAACUUACGACCCGAAUCGGACGUCUGCGGAUGAGAAGAUGUGGCCCAAUACCAGCUUUGACUAUCUUCGUCGUUUACGCUCCAACAUCAAGCUACGAAGAAGAAGAAGUCGAAGCUUUCUAUAUGGACCUGGAGAAGUUCUACCAAGAAGAUCAUGCCUUCUACAAGGUCAUAGUUGGCGAUUUCAACGCUAAGGUUGGCCCAAGAAGAACGCCGGAGGAACUUCACAUCGGGACCCACGGCCUACAAUGGAAUGACCAGGGAGAGAGGCUCUCCGAGUUCAUCAUGACGACUAAGACCAUCCAUGGGAACUCGCAAUUUCAGAAGCCCUCUUCUUUACGCUGGACGUGGGAGUCACCCGGUGGAGGGUACCGUAAUGAAAUAGACCACACAUCGUCAAUAAAAGGUUCUGCCUGA
This is a messenger RNA of Necator americanus (New World hookworm), 663 nucleotides long. RefSeq lists its product as uncharacterized. The transcript has a single exon. Bases 1 to 663 code for a protein of 220 amino acids. The record is from RefSeq and is a predicted model, not a curated record. Gene Ontology annotation, molecular function: catalytic activity. Lineage: Eukaryota; Metazoa; Nematoda; Chromadorea; Rhabditida; Ancylostomatidae.